AUGUCUGCCAUCUCCCAUGUCGUCAUCUAUCUCACCCGCCCCCUUUCUGCUGCUGGUGUUCCUGCCACGUCAGUGGCGACUGCCCAGGCCAUCCUCCACGCCACACUCUCGGCGCAGCCCUCCGCGUCGGGAAUCCUUACCCUUGCACCCCUCGCUGCACCACCCACCCCGCUCCUUGCCGCCGCUAUCGGCGCGGCCAUCCAGUGGCCCGUGUGGUACCAUGCGCUCGCCGGUGAUGCUGAGGAGCUGACCGUCGUGUACGGCCCUGGCUUCGUCAAGGCCCGCAUUGGUGCUGGCCCACUCUUCGAUGUCUGGAGCGAGGAGACCCAAGGGAGUGUUGUGCGCAUCUCGCGCCAGCCCCAGGCGCCCGCACUGUCGCUGGCCUUCCGCCGCCGCCCCAUCGUCCUUCCCACGCUGUUCGCUACCCCAUACGACGACAACGACUCGAGCUCGGAUGAUGACGACUCCGACGCCGCGUCAGACGCAUCGUCGUCGCCGACGGUCUACUCCCUCUCCCCCGAUUCGCCCAAGGGCAAGCCCUUUGCGUUGCCUGCUGUCGCUGGCGUCCGCCCUUUGCCCGCUGUCCCCAAAACUGUCCCUGUCGCCCGCGCACUCCCUGUUUUCACUCCGGAGCCCGCGCUUAAGCCCGCAACCAAGUCGGCAGGGAACACGACGACCGCGUACCUCUACAAGGGUGGCGUCACCCGCGUUAUGACCGGAGGGGUGAUGCUGGGCCCCCGCGCGCCGGCCAAGCCCAGGGCCACUCGUAUUCGCGCAUGA
Mycena indigotica is the source of this 780-nucleotide messenger RNA. Its product is annotated as Zn(2)-C6 fungal-type domain-containing protein. NCBI's taxonomy places the organism in Eukaryota, Fungi, Basidiomycota, Agaricomycetes, Agaricales, Mycenaceae. The transcript has a single exon. The coding region runs from base 1 to 780 and encodes 259 amino acids. The record is from RefSeq and is a predicted model, not a curated record.